UCCUUUGUGUGGCACUCCUUUUGCCUUUUCAGUAUCAGAAACGAGAAAGUUAACCGAAGUUUGAAGGAAUGCAAAAUUAAGAGAGAAAUAGAUCAAAAGCUUCCAUUCAUGGGGGAGUUUGACCAAGGUUUCUCCUGUAGUUAUAUGCUCUUGAAACCAGAAGAAGUGAAGUUUGCGGAUCUUGUUCGUAUAUUAAUUUACAGUGACAUUGCUAAGAGAGGCGGCGUUGACAGCAGCGAGGCGAGGGAGGAGAGUUUUCGCUAUAGAUGGAUCAUAUUCAUCUCCAUCGUCGUACAGAAGUUUCUGCUUUUCGUCGCAAAGCCAUUGGCGUUCACUGGGUCGGGGAUCGAGUUCUUGGUCAAUCUUCUGUCUUGUAACAGAAAUCCCGGUGUGCUCUUGCUUAAUAUGAUAAGAGGGAGGAUGGUAAAGCCAGACAAAGAAUCAGCAACUUUCAUAUCAUUCAUUGGAAAUUUAGAUAAGCGAGUGAAGCUGGACAGUGGCAUCAAACAUGGAGAUGCCAGAUAUUUUGCCACUUUAUCUAUGAUGGCGUCUAAAGCAGUAUAUGAGAACAGAGCUUACAUUGAAACUACAGUGAAAGAUCACUGGAAGAUGGACUACCUGGGAUUCUAUGACUACUGGAAUGAUUAUCAAGGUAAAGCCACAACACAAGCGUUUGUCCUCUAUGAUAAAAGCGUUGAACAUGACACAAUAAUAGUGUCUUUUAGGGGAACUGAGCCCUUUGAUGCAGAUGCUUGGUGCUCAGAUUUUGACCUCUCUUGGUAUGAGAUCAAUGGCGUAGGAAAGAUUCAUGGUGGUUUUAUGAAGGCUCUCGGCUUGCAGAAGCCAGGAGUUUGGCCUAAAGAGAUCAACGACCCGGAAGAUAAACCCCCAGAGCCCUUAGCUUACUAUGCAAUCAGGGAUAUGUUGGUAGACCAGCUGAGAAAAAAUGAUCGAGCUAAGUAUAUACUCACAGGCCACAGCUUAGGUGGGGCAUUGGCUAUUCUCUUUCCUGCAAUUUUGAUUCAGCAUCAGGAGAAACUGCUGUUGGAGAGACUAGAAGGGAUUUACACAUAUGGGCAACCAAGGGUUGGAGAUGAGAAGUUUGGGGAGUUCAUGGAAAUGAAGCUGAAAGAGCAUAAAGUUAAAUAUUUUAGAUUUGUUUACAGUAAUGACAUUGUUCCAAGGCUGCCUUACGAUGACUCUGAUCUUAUGUUCAAGCACUUCGGGACCUGCAUUUAUUAUAACCACCGCUAUGAAGCAAAGGUUGUUCCUGAGCAACCAAACAAGAACUACUUCUCACCGCUGAAGGUGAUUCCAAUGAUCAUGACUGCAUUUUUGGAGCUGAUAAGAAGUUUCACCAUAAUUCACAAAAUGGGACCGGAGUAUAGGGAAGGGUGGUUCCUCAAGAUGUUCAGAGUAAUUGGUUUGGUUAUGCCGGGCAUAUCAGCGCAUUCUACCCAGGAUUACGUAAAUGCUACCCGUUUGGGAUCCUCAGAUGUAUUUCUGUCACCAUCCUUCGAUGAAGACGUUUGAUUGUCUUCUUAUAUUUGUGCUGGUUGUCUAUAAUGGUUACCAAUAAAUGGUGGCUGUAUAUAUUUGGUAUUUGCUAGAAAGUGACGGCAUAUUAUUUCCAAGAUGAAGAACACACUAUUAUUGACGCUUA
Mangifera indica (mango) is the source of this 1663-nucleotide messenger RNA. Its product is annotated as triacylglycerol lipase OBL1. The record is from RefSeq and is a predicted model, not a curated record. The transcript is spliced from 5 exons. Lineage: Eukaryota; Viridiplantae; Streptophyta; Magnoliopsida; Sapindales; Anacardiaceae. Gene Ontology annotation, biological process: lipid metabolic process. Gene Ontology annotation, molecular function: triacylglycerol lipase activity. Bases 109 to 1533 code for a protein of 474 amino acids.